AUGGUACCCGGCGAUCAGCGUCGCACAGACGACGAUGGCGACGACGCUGCGACGCCGCUGUGGCUGCUGGAGGUGUCGCCGGACCACGAGAGCAGUCGCAGCACGCUCAGCGUCGCCCUAGCUGACGUGGACAGAUUCCAGCGAGUCAAUGACGGCGAGACACCUGUCAUUGUGCUCGUCUCCGUCGUUAUCGAGCCAGGAUUCAAACCCGCGACACCGCGCAAGGAGCGGGCGCGGCAUGGCGCCACGGAGGAUCUGAUUCUGCGCAGCGUCGUGCGGCCGAUGCAGGCCAUCGCGGAGAACAGAAAGGUGGCAGCAGAGGCGCACAUGGAGCGCAGUGAGAGCAGGGAAGCGGGCCUCUGCGCGGCUGUGGUGCACCUGCAGGCGCAGCGCCUGUACAUCAGCGUGAAGAGGAAGCUUCUAUGGGGCGGGGAUUCAUCGGUGGUGCAUUAUUGUGAGGCCCAUCUGCCGCAGGGAUGCCUGCUCGUGCUCACACAGGGCAGUAAACGAGUCAAGGAGCUUAUAGCGGGUACAACAAGUCACCCCGCCAGCCAGGGUAGCACUGCUACUGCCAGAGGUGCCGGUGGCAGUGCUGCUGGUACUGCUGCUGCUGGCGGUGGUGGUGGUGGUGGUGGUGGUGGUGGUGGUGGUGGUGGUGGUGGUGGUGGUGGUGGUGGUGGUGGUGGUGGUGGUGGUGGUGGUGGUGGUGGUGGUGGUGGUGGUGGUGGUGGUGGUGGUGGUGGUGGUGGUGGUGGUGGUGGUGGUGGUGGUGGUGGUGGUGGUGGUGGUGGUGGGCGUAGGAGGUCUCAGGAUUCGCCCCAACACGCACUGCAGCAGCAACAGCAGCAGCAGCAGCGGCAGCAGCAGCGGCAGAGCCAAAACUUUCACCAGCAGCAGCACCAUGAGCAGCAGCAGCAGAACGGAAGUUAUUACCAGGACUAUGAGCAGCAGUUGCAAGACGAGCAUUCAGCAGACGAGGAGGAGGAGGGUGCAGCGGAGCUGAAGCGAAGCAUCAGUGCGGGGAACGAGCUGAGGAACCGAAGAUAUAGACCCGGCAUCGGCAGCACAGGCAGCCCAGGGAACAGCAGCAGCGGCGGUGCUGGGGGCGGUGCUGGUGGUGCUGGUGUGAGUGGCAGCGGUGGUGGUAGCAGCAGUGGUGGUGGUGGUAGUGGGGGUAUGAGGCGUGUCUUUCAAAGGAGAACACGCAAGCAGAGCAGCAGCUUUUCCGAGUCUGAAGAUGAAACCCCACUCGUCCGAACCAGCACGGGAGGCUCGGAGACGCACCGCACACCCUACCAUCUCAACAUCCUAGGUCCGGCAAAGUGGGCAGCUUCGGUCUCAGGCUCAGCAACCGGACCAGGCGAAGAUCCGGACGACCCGAACCACGCCAGAGGCGCCAAGCCUCCUCCCAGACCUCCCCGAGGCUCGGGACGAGGUUCGGAAAUGGAGGACGGGGAGUAUGACGGGGAGGAUGGGGACCAGACCCCUCCCAGGCCUGUCUUGCGCUCCCGAACCUCCCCUUCCGGACGGUCCUGGGGAGCAGGCGAGAUGGAUGGAGCGACAGCAGCAGCAACAGGUGCAGCGGCAGCAGGCAGACACCCCAACUUUGGUGGUAGUGGUGGCAACUACAGCAGCGGCAUGCCUUCACCCUCAGCUGUCUCGUCUGGGCGGGUUAUGUCUCGCACGCUCAGCCGGGAACGCAGGCUGCACCAGGCAGCAGCGGGAGUAGCAGGAGGAGCAGCAGCAGGAGAAGGAGGAUCAGGAGGAGGAGCAGGGCUGGGAUCGUUUAGCAGUGCUGCUGCUGCCAUCUCCACCACGUCUGCUACCACUCUCCCUCCCGCCUCCCUCCCCUUCCACUUCUCUCCCAAGCUUCUCAUCCCCUCGCCCUUCACCUCCGCUUCUGGUGUGCUUAUCGCGGAGGGUGAUAAUAACAAUGGUGACUAUAACGAAGAGCCCAGGCCUGGGACGCCCAGGGGGGAGACGGAAAAAGAGGCUCGGUUGCUCGGGGCGUCUAGGUUCGGCCCGAGCCAGGGGAUGGAGGCUCGGCAGGGGGAGAGGGGCCGGCACAGCAGGGGAAUGUCUUGGGCUGGUCCCGAGUUAAUGGGGGGAGGGGGAGGGAGUGGAGGGUUCCGAUUGUCACCUGGUGGGGGGGAUGGUGGGGGUGACAGUGGGGGUGCAUGUGAUGGUGCGGGUGGGGUUGACGGGGGGGGCUAUAAUGGUGGGCAGUGGCGUUACACUUCUCAUGUCGCUUCCCCUACUGCUGCUGGCCUCCCUCCCCUCCCCUCGCCCUCCUCCGCCUCUGCCUUCCCCUCCUCCCUCCCCUCCUCCUCCACCCGCCCUAACAUAGAAGAACAGGUAGUGGCACUGGCAGGGCAAUGGGAGGUCCUGGCACAGAUGGGGGGGGCGAGGCAAGGGGGAGAAGGAGCAGGGGGAGCAGCAGGCGGAGCAGCUGGGGGAGCAGGAGCUUCUGGGGGAGGUGGGACUGUUAGACCGGCUCAGGCGACUGAUAUGUCCUCCCGCCCCCGCCGCACUGUGCCGAAACAUUUCCGGGCAGGUAGCUGGGAUCCGGGCAGGUCAGGCCUGAGUGAGGACUCGUUUUUGGAGAGUGUGAGAGGAGGAGGUGCGGCAGGGGCAGGGAAAGGGGCAGGCGGAAAAGGGGGAGGGGGAGGGGGAGGAGGUAGCAAGACUCCCCCUUUGCCCCCAGAAGGGGCAGCAGGCGGAGGGAAAGGUGGAGGAAGCUUCCGAAAGGGAAUGCUGCGAAGGAAGGGGAGCGGGCAGUGGGGGGAGGGGCUUGGCGGGUGGAUCGGGGGAGGGGGAGGUGGGGUGGGAGCGGGGGCAGGGAGAAGAGUCGGGGCGGACAGGGUUGAUGGGGAUGGGGUGAGAGAUUAUGAGGAAGAGGAAAGCAGCAUGGAGGGAGGAGCGCCCUUGCGCCGUGCUCUCUCCUCCACCGCCCCUGGCCUCUCCUCCUCAAUGGAUGCCCACGCAGGGUUCGCUUCAGGGUUGCUCGCAGCCUUCCCCGCCACUGGCUCGCCGGACCUGCCAGGCUCGGCGCCCGGACGUCGCGGUGCUGGUGAGGCUCGGCACAGGCUGCCCAAGAUGCCGUCCAGUAAUGGCAGGCUCGGCGAGGAGGCCCGGCCGGGGCUGCUGGAGGUUGGGCGGGGAGGCGGGGGGUUGGUUCGGGAUUGGAUCAUGGGGCAGGGUGCAGCAGCAGGGCAGGGAGGGGAGGGGGAGGCAGGGAGAGAGAGGGAGGAAACAUCUGGAAGAGGGGGAGGAGGGGGAGGAGGGGGAGGAGGGGGAGGAGGGGGAGGAGGGGGAGGAGGGGAAGCGGAAGAGGGGAGUGUGAGUGGGAGCAGCAGCAGGAGUGGGUUGGAUAUGGAUAUGCUGAUGGGGGAGUUGCAGCAGCUGAGACAAGAGGCCCUUGCGAAGCAAGUAGCGGCCCAAGCUCAGUUCUGCAAGGUGCUGUGCUGCGCUCUCCCUCGCCAUGCCAUGCUGUAUCGCCGUGCUGGUGGCAUGGGCAUGGGGUGUGCUGCUGCUGCUGUGGUCAGAUCUAGACGAGGGAGUGGGGGAGCCGGGUAUGAUGCAGAGGUCUGGGAGGAUGGGGAGGAAGAUGAAGAGGAGGGGGAGGAGGGGGACGAUGGAGAAAAGGGCAGGAGUGGGCAGGCUGCUGGGCCUACCGCUUCUGUGGGCAACCAUCCCGCUGCGGACGAUGACACGGGAAGCUGCUCCUCCACCUCUUCAUUCGACUCCACUGAGUUUGUUCGCAAGGUCACGGAGCGCGCCCGCCUUGCUGCCUCUGCCUCUGCCAACGCUGCCUCUGCUGCUGCCGCUGGUGCUUGCAGCACAGUAGACGGGGUGAGUAGGGGAUUUAAGACACCACACACCCACAGACCUCUCCCCCAACAUCACCUCCUCCUCCUCCCUCCACCUGCCUCCCAGCCACCACUCCUCCUCCCUCCACGCCCCUUCUCUCUCCGACUCUCUCGACCCCUCCUCCCACGCCUCCUCCUCCGCAGAUUGCCGCCGCUUCUCCCUCCCCCAACUUCUCGAAUGCACCGACGGCUUUUCCGACGGGAACCUUCUGGGAAGGGGCGCGUACGGGCCGGUAUACCGAGGCCAGCUGUUCGGGUGCCUCGUAGCGAUCAAGAAACUGGAACAAGGCAGCGACCAAGGUCCGGCGGAAUUCCGAACCGAAGUGGAGGUUCUGAGCAAGGUUCGGCACCCACACAUUGUGCUCUUAAUGGGUCACUGCCCGGAAGAAGCUUGUAUCGUGUACGAAUUCCUCCAGGGAGGGAAUCUCAGCGGAUCGUCCGGGCGGGAGACAACCCUCCGCCGCCCCUACCCUGGCACGAUCGAAUCAGAAUCAUAUCGGAGAUCUCCGGCGCACUCCUCUACAUGCACCGGCACGACCCGCCGAUCCUCCACCGGGACUUAAAGCCCGACAACAUUCUCCUAGACGCCAACUCCAUCUCGAAAAUCGCGGACGUGGGUCUCGCCCGGCUAAUCCCCAACGAGGUCUCGGCAGUUACCUGGAAGGUGCGCGGCACCGCAGGGUACAUAGACCCCGAGGAGCUUCAAACGGGGGAGCUGUCGGUGAAAUCGGAUAUCUACGCGUUUGGGCUGAUAGCGCUGCAGCUGCUGACAGGGCUCAAGAAUGUGAAGCUGGUACAUGCGCUGCUCGCGGCGUGCGGCACGGGCGCGAGAAACACAGAGCAGGCGACAGAUCUCAUUGUGAGGAGCCUGGAUCGUUCGGCUGGGAAGUGGCCGGAGAGGCUAGUGAGGCGGGCGACGAGGGUGCUGGUGAGGUGUAUUGAGAGAAGGAGAGUGAAUAGGCCGGAUCUGGGAGGGGAGAUUCACCCGCUGCUGGGGGAGAUUGCAGAGGAGGCUAUGGAGGAGAAGAACAGGCGGGCUAAGGAGCUUGAUGGGCGGUUCGUGUGCCCGCUGUCACAUGAGAGAAUGAGAGACCCGGUGGUGGCAGCGGACGGGCACACGUACGAGCGCGAGUACAUCGAGACUUGGCUCGCCAGCAGCGGGGUCUCGCCUGUCACUGGACAGCCCCUGCCCCACCGCGCCCUCACUCCCAACUUCAUCCUCGCAUCGCUCAUGGACUCAAUGUGA
This is a messenger RNA of Closterium sp. Naga37s-1, 5115 nucleotides long. NCBI's taxonomy places the organism in Eukaryota, Viridiplantae, Streptophyta, Zygnematophyceae, Desmidiales, Closteriaceae. The record is from the annotation of a GenBank genome assembly.